UGGAGUUCAGUGAACGUAACACGACCCUCACCCAGCACCUGUGUCUUGUCACCACGGUUACUGCGCUUACAGGACAGUGAGGUCACAGCGCGCUGCUUUACUGUUUGCUCCUGUUUGGCUCUGCAGAGCAAAAACACAGCCGAGCUUCACUUUACAUCCCAGCUGCAGGGCGAGAGGCAGAGCACACCUGGACACGUCACCACAUGAAGAAAACAGGGAGCUGUGAGAGUUGAACCUGUGGUCUCAUGACUGCAGGGGGAGCUGCUUUACCUGCUGAGCCACUGAAGACUCCGGUCCAGCCUGAACCUGAGCUAACAGCAGUGUGAACCACAGAGAGCCGCACAGUUGCAGCAUCUGCACGUCACCUCAGAGGCUCUGAUUGGCUUAUACGAGCACCAAACAUGGACUCCUCCUCCACAGGGGACGCAGCCUUCAUGCUCAGUUUCUGUGCUGAGGCUUGUUUUCCUGCUCAGACUGUGUGCAGGUGUGUAGUGAAGGACCCGAGUCUGUUUUCUGCGUCAGGCUUCAUCCUGCUGAGGCUUCAUCAGCGCUGAAGAUGGUCCACGAGGGAACAACGCUACAUCCAGCCCGGAGCGUCAGCAUCACAGCGUGGGUUCGACUCCCACUGCAGCGUUGACCUGUGUGUCAGCGGUCACCAUGGAGACAGUGGUGGGCCACGUCGGGACAAAGGUGAUGCUGCCGUGUCGCACAGGGGCAGGCAAACAGGGCGGAGUGGAGGUGUGCUGGGGGCGGGGCAAACCUUCACUGUUCACCUGCCACAACGCUGUGAUCAACAGCGCUGCAGCCCGCAUCACCUACAGGAAGUCACAGAGGUACUCUGUGUCUGCCUCCUCCUCCUCUCUGUCCAUCUUCCACUCACAGCCGUCAGACUCGGGUUUCUACCACUGCAGAGUUCAGGUGCCCGGACUCUUCAAUGACCAGACCUUCACUGUCCACCUCAUCAUCCUCAGCAGCCCUCGCUCUGUGGCCGUAACAGAAAACACUGAGCUCUCAGACGGGGACCUGAACGCACCGCACACCACCACAGGUCACAUCGCCCAGGAGGCAGGAAGUGACAUCACAGGAGACGACACCACGCAGCCAGUGGUGGCUCUGGUUCAGUCAGCUGAGCAGCAGGUAAACGUUCUGCAGACGUUUGUUGGAAACACAGUGAGAGCUUCCUCCCUCGUCUUCAUCCCAGCUCUGCUGCUGACCGCAGCUUACAGAGUCUGGAGGUCCAAACAGGAAGCAAAGAGGAGGCCAGACCAAUCAGAGAAGGAGGAGGAGAGCAGCGCCGUGUGACACCGACCUGAUUAUGAAAGUGUUUGAAUUCCCAUCUGGAACGUCUCAGAAAGCCUCAGUCGAACGUUCUCUGCACAAGAAGCAAAAUGAAUCUGCUGCACUCACCUCAGGAGUGACGUCACUCAUGUCACAGGUGGACGCCCUCGCCCCUGAGUGACACGUGUCCUCUGUGAGCUGUGACAGGAGCGAUGUUUGUUAAUAAACUCCAUCGUCAGACUGUGUUUAAUGUGUUUAAUAAAGUUUUCAUGUAAACAGUGAAGAAGUCACUCAGUGUAACUCAGGUAACUGACUCCGCCUGUCUGACAUCAUCAACAACGUACCUUCAGUCAGCUUUUAGCCUCAUGCUCGGUCUGAGCUCCAGCAGGUCAUCUCCACAUGUCUACCCGCCUAAAUGCUGAGAGCAGGCCUGUGAUUGGCUGAUUAAAUAUUUGGACUAACGGUGUACCCAAUAAAGUGGCUGCUCUGCCUGUUUCCUUGUUCUUGUGCUUCACACAGUUUGCAGAACUUUGUAAGGAAGCUGCUGAUAACAGUAAAAACGUUGGCUCAGGUCUCACCACGCUGAGCUGUCACUUUAUUAGGUACACCUGUCCCACAGCAGCAGCAGCUCAUGUGGAGCUCAGAGCGACCAUCAGGACAAAGAUGGCUGAACAGGUUUGUUGACGUCACGCAGGCUGCUGUGCUGGGGUUUUCAGCUCCAGGGUUUACUGGGAAUGGUCCAACAUGAGGAAAUCUCCAGUGAGCAGCAGCUCCCUGUGAGAGGAGCAUGUCACAGCAGCAGCUCCAAUACCAGAGUGUGCAGGAGAGCCUCCAUUGUCAGCAUCAGCAGGACAGCUGUGGGUCAGUCGGAGAGGGUGGAGUGUUUGAGGUGUCUGCCCCACGCUCUGAUCUCAUAUUAUUUGAGCCUGUUAGCAGCACAGCUCUCAGCCUCAUGGCCAUGCAGGCUGCAGACACCUGUCCACGUCAGGCACGAGGUACAGAAAACACCUGUUAGUUUUACAUGUUUUAUUGUUUUUAUUCACUUCCGUUAUUUUUUUAUGAGGUUGCAUGUUUGCUUUUUGUUUUUGUUUGUUUGGUUUCUUAAUAAGUGAAAAGAUUUCUAAACUGUCGAAAUGUCCCCUCCUGCUGUUAUCAGCUGUAGUACUGCUGUCAGACAGCAGGGGGCAGGCCGACCAUCGUAGUUAUGUCAUGGUCGCGUUCAGGUAAUACACGUUGUGGAUAAAACGAGUACUGCAGGAUUAGGAAAAGAACUACUCCUCGUUAGUAUAGUGGUGAGUAUCCCCGCCUGUCACGCGGGAGACCGGGGUUCGAUUCCCCGACGGGGAGAAAAUCUUUUUCACCUCCGUGAUUCACACAUACAGAC
Messenger RNA from Haplochromis burtoni (Burton's mouthbrooder), 2662 nucleotides. RefSeq names its product hepatitis A virus cellular receptor 1. NCBI's taxonomy places the organism in Eukaryota, Metazoa, Chordata, Actinopteri, Cichliformes, Cichlidae. The coding region runs from base 658 to 1302 and encodes 214 amino acids. The transcript is spliced from 7 exons. The record is from RefSeq and is a predicted model, not a curated record.